GUUUGGUAUAAAAUGAAUGUUUGUCCUCAAACUGAUAGCAUUGUGAGAAGAUAUUUGACAAUUAUACUGGAGUAAGUUGUUUGGCUAUUUUUCUGGAGAAUUAUUUUUAAAGAUCCAACAAUGAGUUCAAUUAAAAUAAUUCUCGUGACAGUCAUUCAAGUCAAUGUAUUCCUACUCGUUAAAGGUUAUUGGCUACAAAAUUUCAGAUCAUUGAGCAAUCGCCUUCCAAAAGAAAUCACUUUAAAUGGCAAGAUACAUAAAUGUGGGACAGUAUUACCAGACGCAGAAAAGUGCAGUUGUAAAGCCUUGAUAUGCGACAAUGAAAACAAAUGUCUGCAUCAGACUAAACCUGUUGCUGGCUUUGUUUAUCGUAUCGGCUGUCAACUCACCAAACCCUGGGAAGAAAUCGACAAGGAAGCGGCUAUCUCUGGAGAAUCUGAAGACUGUUAUUGCAAGGGUAGAGCCAUCGCAGCACAGACAUGAAAACUAUAGACAUGAAAACUAUAGACAUGAAAACAGCAAUUGAGUUUUAAUACAUAAUGAUAGAAGCAAUAUAGCUAUAGUCAAAAACAUAAAUUUAAAAUGAAAUGUAACAAUUCAUGAAAUAUUUAGUGCUUAAAUUUCACUUUGCCAUAAAUUUAAGACCUAAUCAAAUGUGUGAAUUCUUCUAAAGACUUACAUGUUAAAUAGGUUCGUGUACUGUUGAGCACCAGGGCCCAAGCAAGGACACGACCAUGUCUUAUAUAUAGAUGAUGAUCGCAACUAGCAACUUAAUUUAAGUCUUAAAAGUAGGUUUUAUAAAGAGUGCUACCUAACAUAUAAAAUGAUUCACUUGUUAAAAAAGGCGAGUGUGACAAAUCAUCUUUGCCAGCGGUUUUGAUCAAGUUUCGCUUUAACAGUGAUAUUGUAUUACAUGCAUACAUGACACUUCUCUCGUCAUGCUUCAACGAAUUUUGAACUUAUAGACAAAUGAUUACAUUGCAUCUUAAUAAAUGAUGGAGAACGAAUCACAGAGAAAUUCAUCGCAAGAAAUGAAUUUGACGAAAUGUCUUGUAUCUUACAUCGUGAAAUCACCAUCUCAAUCAUAUAUAAACAACGUGAUUGCAGCAUGUUUGAUAAAUGGUAUCUUUCUUAUUGUUGGAUCUUUGCUCAACAUGAUGGUCGUCGUCGUAUUUUGCAAAUCAAAACAGCUUCGUUCUAAAAUGGCGCUUUUUCCACUCUUGGUUUUGUGCAGCGUGGACUUGGCUACGGUGUUGGUCGUGCAUCCUUUAUUUUUGAUGGAAACAAUAACGGAAGUAAAGAAAACACCAAAGUGUUUGUAUAAGAUUAUUUAUUUCUCCGCUUUGUACAUAUUUCCAGCAACGUCAAUCUCAACCCUCUGUCUUAUGAACAUUGAAAGAUACAUAGCAAUUGUAAAACCUUUGUGGCAUCUGCAAGUAUCAAAGAAGAAGCAAAAAUUCUUCUUCGCUUGUAUCAUUUGUUGGUUACUUAUGGCAGGAAAUCUCUCGUGUCGCUUGAUCAAACCGCCAUAUUCCAAAGCAUUUACGAUGGUUGUACUUUGCAUAGCAUGUUUGAUAUCUCUCUUCACAUACGGUUCCAUAUUCCAUGUUGCAAGAAACAGACGCCGUUUUCCUGUGAGUGAAGACACAAGCAGCGAAUCGUCGGAGGACGAUAUCAGAAGAAGAAAGGCAAAUUUUCUUAACGAUUUGAAAGUUGCAAAGACUUAUUUCAUCGCCAUUAUUAUCUCAUUUAUUUGUUAUCUUCCCAUUGGUAUUGUAGUGUUUGCAACAAACUAUCCCUGGCAAGAGAACGAAACUAGAAAGGCGUUACUGGUAGAAGUUUAUAUCUGGGGGAUACCUUGCUUACAUUGAGCUCAACAUUUAACUGUUUAGUAUUCUUUUGGGCAAACACAGGUUUGAGAAAGCAGGCUUGGAGGUUAUGGUCGCUAGGCUUAACAUCAAAUAAAUCAAGUUCAAACGAUGAUAAAAUUCGAGCUCGUAGAAUCAAAAAUUACAAUAAAUUGUCAUAAGAUGACGAACGUGCAGACAUAUUGCAGAUAAUAUUUGACAAAAAGAAAUUUAGAUUGAAGCUUGCUGUUAAAUCAUUUGCCAAAUAUUCUUUUGAUAGCUCUUCAGCAAAUCAUCUAGAUUUUAAAAAUUGCCCCCAGUUGCCUAUCAUCUGCCGAAGGAGAGAAAAUAAAGACAAGUACGUCUAAUUGGAUUCGUCCAAAUGAUCUUUGAACGAAUUUAUUAUUUACACCUGUUACAACAGGUUAUUCGAUGAACAGUUUUUACCAGAUACAAAAUAAUAAUAUAUAGAGUAUUUCAAUUAUAUCCCGAAAGUUGUCAAAUUUUAAA
Messenger RNA from Xenia sp. Carnegie-2017, 2357 nucleotides. Its product is annotated as beta-2 adrenergic receptor-like. The transcript is spliced from 3 exons. The coding region runs from base 993 to 1871 and encodes 292 amino acids. Gene Ontology annotation, biological process: G protein-coupled receptor signaling pathway. Gene Ontology annotation, cellular component: membrane. The record is from RefSeq and is a predicted model, not a curated record. NCBI's taxonomy places the organism in Eukaryota, Metazoa, Cnidaria, Anthozoa, Malacalcyonacea, Xeniidae. Gene Ontology annotation, molecular function: G protein-coupled receptor activity.